AUGGCGCCGCGAGCUUCAACUCGUGUGAGCAUCCGAUGGCCACCUGCUCCUGCUUCGGAGCCAACGGACACCCUGGUCUUGAGUGUGGGCGGUUACUACGUUGAUCUGAGAGUCAGGAAGAGUGAUGGAGAGAUCGAUUGGGCGUUAGCAGGGGAGAGGAUUGUAGACCCUCAACAUUCUGCCAAAGUCAAAUUCACGCACAUCAUAGACUCCCACCACAACCCCAGCUCAUCCGAGCCGGAGCCCGCCCCAGACGUUGGCGAUUUCAUCAAACUCCCCAACGGCGAUGACCUCGAGACAGGCGAGAUGCCAAAUCCCGAUGCCGGUGGUCAAGUCAUGCCCUACGAGGAGAUAUGGCGGGAACUCAAAUGGCCCACCGGCAACUCCUGCUGGUUUCUAGAAAGCGUCGACUCCCAUGAUGCCGAGAAAGGCACCGCUACCACCACAAGGAGGACCAAGACCUUCCACGCAAAGGUAGGAAACUACUAUCUCGCAUUACGGCAAGUGAUCAACGGCGAGGACGUGACGUUUGUCGCUCUACGUCAAGAUUAUCAUAUCGACGACGAGGAGGGAAAGGGAUGGAAAACGAUUUAUGAGAUUGGGAAGCAACAGCAGCAGCUUCAGCUCGAUCGUCUCACGGGGAUCGACGAGAGGCUGGGGACAGAGGCGACGGGCUGGAGGGUGGGCGAGAAGGUGGUUGUUGGAAACGAAAGUUAUAUCGUGAGAGCUUCAGAGUAA
Messenger RNA from Capronia coronata CBS 617.96, 738 nucleotides. RefSeq lists its product as uncharacterized. The transcript is spliced from 2 exons. The record is from RefSeq and is a predicted model, not a curated record. Lineage: Eukaryota; Fungi; Ascomycota; Eurotiomycetes; Chaetothyriales; Herpotrichiellaceae. Bases 1 to 738 code for a protein of 245 amino acids.